Molecule: messenger RNA, 4107 nt
Organism: Brienomyrus brachyistius
Lineage: Eukaryota; Metazoa; Chordata; Actinopteri; Osteoglossiformes; Mormyridae
Product: cytokine receptor common subunit beta-like
Exons: 14
Coding region: 1301-3388 (695 amino acids)
Biological process (GO): cytokine-mediated signaling pathway; immunoglobulin mediated immune response
Cellular component (GO): external side of plasma membrane
Molecular function (GO): protein binding; cytokine receptor activity
Source: RefSeq, a predicted model, not a curated record
CACACCACACUGUGGUCGAAGCACUUAAUACACGCGGCUAUGCUUAUCUACACUUCAGCAGAAGCGAAACCAACUGCGAUAUCUUUACUAUUCGCAAUAUGAACUCUGAUAAACAGGUGUAAAUGUGUGCAUUUUUAGUUACGCAAAAGACGGAAGGAAAUUCAAGGUGAGCUCAACUAUGCAACUGUCUCACAGAAUUUCAUUUUUUAUUUACUUAUUUUUUACUGGAAUAUAUCCUAUAAACAGUUAUACUAUUCUACUCUAUGGACUAUUACUAACUAUAUCCUGUUAAUCACGUCGAAAAUGGUUUUUAAAUUCGCUGUAGGUUUGCCUUGCAAUUUCAGCAGUAUGAAAGCGUUACUGAAACUAAGCAUCAAAUGACUCGAUCAGAAAGUGAUUAUGAAUCUAAACACUACUUUGAUCUGCCAAACUCAGACGCAUGUAUCUCGGACUCUGUAGGCUAUCAUUGAAAUAAAUGACACAAGGAAACAUAAAAAGAGGUAAAAGAUCAGCUUGAUACCGUGAUUAAUAUCAAUUUCAUUUAUGUUCGGUGUCAGGUGACAAUGAAAGGCUCACCCGCGAACGUCACUGAGUGUACCGACUAUUUUUAUUUAAUACUUCAACUUGAACUUUCAGUUAGUAAAUGUUUUACUGUGGCAGCAGUAAAUCAGCUGAAAGAAAGAGUCUGUUUUGUUUUCCAUCACUUUUUUGGUUACGCAGACGUUUGCAGACAAAAGCAAACGCUUUAAAGGAUAACUGGGCCACAGUAACAUGAAAGACAACUGGUUUUUACCGUAUUACAGUUAAAUGCGUGUUUUUCUAAUCUACUUCCGAAUUUAGGAUUCUUGUAAUGGCAGUUUCAUUAGCGUUUCGUUUCUGAUCCGGAUCCGCAGUCUUCCCAGUUUUUUCGUGCAUUUUUCUUUUGUUUCCGACAGCGAUCGAGAUUCCAGCCAAUGUGUGUCGCCCGCUAUCCAGCGUGGAAAUCCUGCGGUGGGGGACCAGCGUUCCGCAUUUUCUUUUUCCUAGUCUUGUUUUUCUAAAGCGCUUUUGAGCUGCGGCGCUUUGAGAAGCUUUGAAGCUGCUCUGAGAGCGGGUUUUUUAAUUAUUAUUAUCCAUAAACAGACCUAUAGACUACAUUUAAUCAGUUAAAAUGGCGUUUUAACAAUACAUACACUUUUUUAAUCGAAAGUGGGAAAACUGCCGUAAUUUCGUUUUUCGAAAGGAAUAACUGAGUGACUGUACGUUAAACGUGGCACAUAUAUGAUUGAUUACAAAAUAAUAUUAUGUAAAGUAAUAUUACAUGACGUUGAAAUACUCCAAACAAUCUUGGAAGGAACCAGCAAGCCGGACACCGCAUACUAAAUAUAUGCUCUUGCCCCUUGCCAGAUCUCCCCAGCCUGCCAUGCUCCUGGCCUGGGUGUGCCAUAUAUGGUGUGUGGGUGUUCUCCUUCCUCCAGCCCAGGCAUCGACCCCUGGAUCCCACAUGUACCAGGCUUACGGCAGCGACGCGUUUCACAAAUCCGCAUUGCUGGAGUCGCUGCAGUGCCACAACGACUACUUCUCCUACAUCCGCUGCAGCUGGACAGAGAAAACUGAGGCACGGACCCCUGUGUUCCUGUUUCACCUGGACACAGAGGAAUACAGAGAGUCCCCAUGCUUGCCAUACCGACCCCCCAUCCACCUUCCGGGUGGCUGGACCACCUUUCAGUGCCAAUACAACACCACCAUGUUUACCAUCGGAGAGAAUGAUGGAUUCCUCUUCAGGACGCCGCAUGUACACCUGCUGUCCUGGGUGUUCAACCUGUCCCUACAUGAGAGAAGCUGUCUUCUGCUGAACGUGUCGCCCACACUUUCUGAGAGGGGCGGGGCCUUGUUACACUGGCGGACCUGCUUACGUCAGUCACCUGCAGCGAAUUACCAGCUGAGCUACAGGCCACUGGAGGGCAACUGGGAGGUCGUGGAGGUUUCAGCGAUGGCAUGGAAAAUCGAGGCAGAUUCUUUGGCGAAUGGUUCUUGGUAUGAGGCCAAAGUAAGGGCCCCAGUAGGAAGGGGAUCCUGGGGUGACUGGAGCCCCGUGGUGCAGUGGAAGACUAAAGGCACCAUGUUACCAGGUCCCACUAACCUGCAGUGCCUCUCUGACGGGGAGCUGAAGGUGCUCUGCAGCUGGGAACUGAGCAAGGAGCUGGCCCGGUUUGUCAUCUACCGGCUCUGGUACCGGUUCCGCGGCAUAGCCAAGAAUGAGCUCUGUGGUGACCCCAAGGUCAGUGAAAAACCCGGUGAGCCAGCGCUCCUGUUCAGCUGUUCCCUCCUCCUGGUCUCACAGCACAGUGAGCUCCUGUUAAACCUCACCCCCACCUACAUCUUCAGGUCGUUCCCCGUGGCCGAACACAUCUGGCUCCCCCACCCCGACCUUGUGCAGGUUAAAGAGAAAGACGGACACUGGAAGUUAAGUUGGACCCCAUCAAAGACAGAGUUGGUGCCAGUCAUUUAUGAGAUAUGCUACUGGUGCAUUGAAACACCGAAAGAGCGACACUGCUACAAUUCACCUCUCACCUAUUCAGACAUCAGUCAGGCAUCUCUCUUGAGUGGGUCACGCUACACUGCCCAGGUGAGGGCCAUGAUUGGCCCUAGCGAAUACAGAGGAAACUCAUCUGAUUGGUCAGAGCCAGUAGAGUGGACCACACCCCCAGCCGUCAGCAUGCUGGUGUACCUCCUCCCUGGUGCCUGCGUGAUCAUAUUCGCCCUCAUCCUCCUGUAUGGAUUCCCGUCCUGUUCCAGGAUCAUUCAGUCGUGGCUCAAAUCCAUCCCGACACCUUUGAAGAGCAAAGUGUUGAACAUGGGGUUCCCCGCGAGCUGGCUGGCUGUGCACAUUGAGCAGGACCAGGCCACCAUCAGCAGUGUGGAAAUGCUGGAAAACACCCAGAUACCGCCAGCCUGCCUCGAUUUGUCAGGUCACCACAGCCAGCCAAUGUGGCUGAUGUCUGCGGAUGACAUGGGACUGUACCAAUGCAUCGCUGAACAGGGGUGGGAGUCAGCCUCAGAUCGCGGAGGACAGCGCCACAAUGGGCCGAGCAAAGACACACCCCUUGCAUGUUUGGCGCUCCCCUUCAUCAUCGGUCCUUCAGGAUUUCCCCUGCCAGAUGGGCUGGCCAUCAACCAUCUUUGUGGAAGAGACGACCCCUACGUGUCUCCUGCCUGCCAGUCGGCACUUACCCGUUGUGUCUUGCAGUAUGUUGAGGUGCCGUCGCCCUCCACUGGCCCCUAUCUGAAGGCCACGGUGGAUGAGAGUCUGGAAUCCUGCAAGCUGCAGCCCCUGUUGAAUUUGGACAGUGACUCCUAUACCCCAGCAUCCACCCCCUUGCUCACCAAAGCUCCAUCACAGGUGUGAUGUGCCCUCGGGGCUGUUGCUAUGGAGGUCUGUUGCCAAGCCCAGUCAGAGGGGCCCUCUCAAUUAAGCCUUUCUCACUGGGCAGUUAAGGACACUUAACGGACCACAGAGCAGGAAUAAAAAUGCACCACUAGAGGGCAGCAUAGAGAAACUGCUCUAUUUUUCUGUCUAACAAGAAGCCUCAAGAGAGAACUACUGAUGCUAAAAUUACCCGGGAUUUUGUCGCCUAAUUAAUACUUUGCGCAUAUUAUAGCAUUAAUUGAUAUUGCACUGGAAGCUGGAUAUUCUUAAAUUCCGUGAAGCUUCAAAACCAGGGAGAUAGCAGUGCAAAAUUCUUCAAAGACUCUGAGAGUGUCUUGUAGCCAUUGUUUGAAAGUGCUAGUGAUCUUGCGGCCAAAGAUAAUCUGUCCGAUCAGUGAUACAGACUAAGACUGAGCUUUUAUCCUCUCACUGAUUACAUCUUUUCUUUACUGACUGUGUAUCUCUAACAGAAACGCGUGCGUCUACAUAUCCUGUGAAGCAGAUUUUUGACCACAGACCAGUUUUUAUGUCGGAUAAGAAUCAGAUUUUAUCUGUGAGCUCAACAUUAAGUCAGGGAUGAUUUUUUUUUCAUCUCUCAAUAUUCAACAUUACGGAACACUUAUAUUAUUCCUUUUUUACAGAGAUGUGUCAUAUUACCUCUGGAUUCCAAUAAAAUGGCCAAUAAUUUCUGUUAAUAA